GAAGACAGGAAUUCACACCAUCGCCAACACAAGCACCAUGUCUAAAGCAAUCGCAAUCAUAGCCGGCGUCGGACCUGGCACAGGAGCUGAGAUAGCCAAACGCUUCGCAGCCUCCUAUCCUGUUGUCCUUUUGGCCCGAAACCCCUCCAACUUCGAACCUACCGCCGAGGAGAUCAACAAAAGCGGCGGACGAGCCAUCGGCAUCUCAACCGAUGUCUCCUCUCAAGACAGCUUGAAAGCUGCCUUCAGCAAGAUCGAGCAGGAGUUCUCUGGCGCUCCAAUCGCCGCAGCAAUCUUCAAUGCCUCCUCCCGACCGAAGCGAAAGCCCAUCCUCGAGAUCAGCGUCGAGGACUUCGAGACUGCUCAUGGCGUCGUUGCCAAAGGAGCCUUCAUGUUCGCCCAACACGUCCUUCCCGGCCUCCUCCUCCACGCCUCCGACUCCUCAGCCAAGUACCCGCCCACCUUGAUCUUCACAGGCGCCACCGCAUCCAUCAAAGCCAACGCGCAGAUGUCCGUCUUCGCAUCCGCCAAAUUCGCCAUGCGAGCUCUAUCCAUGUCCAUCGCGAGGGAGUACGCUCCGCAAGGCGUGCACGUUGCGCACUCGAUCGUCGAUGGAGUUAUUGAUAUUGAGUUAACCAAGGAGUGGACGAAAGGCAUGGCUCCCGAGGCGAAGAUCGCGGCGGACGAUAUUGCGGAGAGUUAUUGGUAUUUACAUACGCAGAGUAAGAGGUGUUUCACUAACGAGAUUGAUAUUCGGCCGAUGAUGGAGAAGUGGUAGAGAUUGGGGGAGUAGCAAACUUACCAGUAGUAUUGAAGUGUCUCCCGCUAGAUC
Molecule: messenger RNA, 832 nt
Organism: Zymoseptoria tritici IPO323
Lineage: Eukaryota; Fungi; Ascomycota; Dothideomycetes; Mycosphaerellales; Mycosphaerellaceae
Exons: 3
Coding region: 38-778 (246 amino acids)
Source: RefSeq, a predicted model, not a curated record